Molecule: messenger RNA, 2373 nt
Organism: Ictidomys tridecemlineatus (thirteen-lined ground squirrel)
Lineage: Eukaryota; Metazoa; Chordata; Mammalia; Rodentia; Sciuridae
Source: RefSeq, a predicted model, not a curated record
AAAACUUAGUAUAAUUACAAGUAAAUAAUAUUAGUGUGGGAGGAGAUAGGGAGGAUAUACCAAAUAUCUAUAGCUAAAUUUUCAUUUGUGAUUUGUCAUAAAAAAACUUUUACUCUGGUGUCUACAGUUCAAAAUCAUGAAUUCAUGGGAAUUGGUGUCUCUAGUGCUCCAGGUUUCUUUGUAAAAUGGGGUAUUAAAACUGAUUCCACUAGGUGCCUGUGAGUAACCAAUCAAUUCACUUCCUUGCUGCUGUUUGGCAUUCUCACAGUGACCAUCUUUCCACCGUAGAAAAGGACACAAAUGGAGAAGUUCUGUGGGUGUGGUGUUACCCUUCCACGACAGCCGCAUUAAGGAAUCUGCUGCUCAGAAAAUGCUGUCUCACAGACGAAAACAAACUUCUCCAUCCCUUUGUCUUUGGGCAGUACAGAAGAACAUGGUUUUAUAUCACAACAAUUGAAGUUCCAGAUUCUUCAGUUUUGAAAAAGGUGACUCAUUUUUCUAUUGUUCUGACCGCCAAAGAUUUUAAUCCAGAGAAAUAUGCUGCCUUCGCUAGGAUAUUGUGUAGAAUGUACCUGAAACAUGGGAGUCCAGUUAAAAUGAUGGAGAGUUAUAUUGCAGUUCUUACCAAGGGGAUCUGCCAGAGUGAAGAAAAUGGCUCUUUCCUUAGCAAGGACUUUGAUGCUCGAAAGGCAUACCUUGCAGGCUCCAUCAAAGACAUUGUAUCUCAAUUUGGAAUGGAAACUGUUAUCUUACACACGGCAUUGAUGCUAAAAAAACGAAUUGUUGUCUAUCACCCUAAAAUAGAAGCUGUUCAGGAGUUUACCAGGACUCUGCCUGCCCUGGUGUGGCAUCGACAGGAUUGGACCAUCCUGCAUUCUUAUGUGCACCUCAACACUGAUGAGCUAGAAGCCCUGCAGAUGUGCACAGGUUACAUUGCUGGGUUCGUAGACCUGGAGGUGAGCAACAGACCAGAUCUCUAUGACGUGUUUGUGAAUCUGGCAGAUAGCGAGAUCACCAUUGCUCCACUUGCAAAAGAGUCCAUGACAAUGGGAAAACUACACAAAGAAAUCGGCCAGCUAAUUGUUCAGUCUGCAGAGGAUCCAGAGAAGUCAGACAGCCAAGUUAUACAGGAUAUUGCCCUAAAAACAAAAGAAAUCUUCACCAACCUAGCACCAUUUUCUGAAGUUUCGGGUGAUGGAGGAAAACGAGUCCUCAAUUUGGAGGCGCUCAAGCAAAAAAGAUUUCCACCAGCAACAGAGAAUUUCCUUUACCACCUAGCAGCAGCCGAACAAAUGCUGAAACUCUGACUGUGAGAUAGGAUGUGCGCUGGUGACCGCUGGAAAGCUCUCCUUCCACUCUGAUUAUCCGUUGACUGUGGAAAAUACUGGAGAUAAGAGGAAAUGCUAUAUUUUCAGUGAUUUAUUUGAAAGUAUUGAGAUUUGACCUGAAAAAUACUGAAACACAUGAAAACACUUGUGAUUCUCUCCCAGCUAUUAGUUUCCUGCCUGCUGUCAGCGUCUGACAAAGUGCUGUCUGUAACUAUUCCAUGUGAGGAAUGCCUCUGCCCAGUGUCCUGGAGUGAGGGGAAGCUCUGUCCUUGGGCAAAUCACAGCUGAUGCAAAAGCCUUCAUUAUUAGUUCCCAUGUGUCUCAUCGUGUACCAUAAACUAACAGUUUGUUACCAGAAAGCUGCCUGAAAUUUUGCUUUUGUAAUUCUAGGAAGAACUUUCAUUCCUCACAGGGAACUCUUCUUUCUGAGCCAAACUGCUAAGUUUUCUGCAGAACUGUCUAAAAGAUCAUUCAAGAGACCCUGCAGUUGCACUUUCUUAUAAAAGAAAACAUUUUUUUUUCUUGGCCUUUAAACAUUUUGCCUAUAUUAUGAGGGUUUUGCAGAUUUUAUACUUUAAUAAUCCAUAUUUAUACUCCCACAGAAGUGACUGUUGGGCAGCUGAGCCAUUGGACCUCUGCACCUAACCCGGUGCUAGCACUAGUCUUCAGAGGAGAUGCCAGUCCUUAUAUGGUAGAGCAAAUAACCCAUCUUGAGUAUUAGUGUCUUAGGACUGAAACAGUGAUUUUUUUUUUUUUAAUAAUCAGUAAAGAAAUGUGAGAAUCAGCUUCUUACAGGGGCCAAAACAAGAGAAUGUCUCCAAAUGACUUCAGUAAAAAUAAUUUGGCUACAGAUCAAGGUGACCGUUCUUGUUCAGUUGUAUACCUUCAUAACUGGAGAACUUUAAAUUGCCAAAUAAGCCUAGAGGUCGAAAUUAUAUACUUGUUAUUUUGUUAUGUAUAUUCAUAUUAAUUUUGAAAGAUUAUUUUUUACUCAAAACUGUUAUCCUUGAAAUAUUACCUGGAAACAUGUUUGCAAAACAGACUA